Molecule: messenger RNA, 1191 nt
Organism: Vitrella brassicaformis
Lineage: Eukaryota; Vitrellaceae
Source: the annotation of a GenBank genome assembly
CCGUUUAUGUGUGACGUUUCAUGUGAUGUGACACACGUGCACAAGUGUGCCCGAUACCAUCAGUUCGUGACACUUGACCAAACCAGUGUUCUCACGUCCGUCCGUCGCUUACAUACAUAGCCACAUGUGAUUCCUCCCAGGUCGGUGUACCGUCCCGUGCUCCCGCCGGCAGAUAUGGUAUAGUCUGUCGUCUAUUCACCAACCGAUACAUACACUGGAUGGUGCAUACGUGCGUCGCUGUCUGUGCCCAGCCAGCCCCACACACAUCGAUCAUACACACCCAGCUAGUGCAGUCAUUCAGCCGUGUCCCUCGCCCUACUCGCUCACUCACUCGCUCACCCAUUCCAUCCAUCCAUCCACCCCAGCCCCCCCACACGACGAUCAAUCAACGAAUUAAGCAAGUGCUUAUGUAUGUAUGCUUUGCAAUCGACACACUUACGUACACACCACACCACUAGCACUCAAAACCGACGUGGCACGGAAAAAGAGGAGGAAAAAGAGGUAGGUAGGGGGGGAGGGAGGGAGGGAGGGACCAUGCUGCGCUGCGCCGUGCUGUGCUGUGCUGUGCCCGGUUUGCUAUCUAUCUGACUAAGCUCACACUAGCAGCUCAGCCCCAGGAGAUCUUGGUGAUGAUGCGGUCGCUAUCCACGUGCACGUUCAGCCUGCAGGAAGGAACAACCAACGACCAACAAGCAGAUUCUCACACUCAGCCGCCCAGCUCAUUUACCCACCCUCCCACCUGUCGGGUCGGUAGUCCAUGGUCACGGCGCACGGCUCCGGGCCCAGCACACGGUUGGGCGUCGGCAGCUCGUUGUCAUAGACUACGUUGCUCUCGGUGUUGUCCAUGGGACGCUCACCAGACUGAGGACAUAGACAACACACACACGUGCCCUGGCUGCCUGUCCUUCGCGUGUGCGUGCCGUUGUGCUGCCCACCUUGAGCAUCUUGCCAAUGAGCUGCUGCUCGAGCUUCUCGUCGUGCAUGUGCAUCGUGCCGACGUCGAUAGCUAUCUAUCUGUCUUAUCUUCCGACCGGCAGCGCAGCCAAAUACAAAGGGCUCUUGUACCUUGUCUUGUACUAACACUCGACGAACGCCAAAGCAGUACUGCUUUCCCGAAGAUGGAUGUUGUGGUGGAAGCUCGUCAGAGGAGUAGAAGCAUCAACUUCCACAUCCACUUCUCACUCCAGCCCG